This is a messenger RNA of Lichtheimia ornata, 1029 nucleotides long. RefSeq lists its product as uncharacterized. The record is from RefSeq and is a predicted model, not a curated record. Bases 1 to 1029 code for a protein of 342 amino acids. Lineage: Eukaryota; Fungi; Mucoromycota; Mucoromycetes; Mucorales; Lichtheimiaceae. The transcript is spliced from 7 exons. Gene Ontology annotation, molecular function: antiporter activity. Gene Ontology annotation, cellular component: Golgi apparatus.
AUGGCCUCCAAAUCCGAAGAUAUCCCAAUGGGUCUACGACAAGACCGGGAUGAUCAGUCAUUCCUUCCUCAACCUGCCUCUGCUCCCAAGGACAGGGGCCACCCACUCCCACUCAUUGUAGCCGUGGUCGUCUUUUACUUUGUCAUCUCGCUCUCAGUGGUGUUCCUCAACAAGAUCAUCAUGAGUGGAUCCGACUUUGAAUAUCCUCUUUUCAUUACCUGGUAUCAACUGGUGGUCGCCUUGGUUCUAUUACUCAUCUGGGGUCAUCUCGGCAAAACCAACAAGCUUUUCAGCAUCAUCCCACCUUAUGAAUUCGAUACCAACAUCGCCAAGCGUGUGGCUCCUCUCACAUUUGUCUAUGUGAUGAUGCUUGCUUUGAACAACCUGUGUCUCAAGUAUGUCGAGGUCACAUUCUAUCAGGUUGCACGAUCUCUUUCAAUCAACUUUACCAUCCUCUUUACCUACCUCAUCCUCGGUAAAACUACAUCUGCUCCUGCAUUGGUCGCUUGUAUCAUUGUUUUCUUUGGAUUUGCUAUUGGAUCUUAUGGCGAAAUCAACUUUUCAUGGGCUGGUAUCUUUUAUGGUGUCGGCUCCUCAGCAUUUGUCGCACUCUAUGGCAUCUACGUCCAAAAGACCUUGUCCGUGGUGGAUAACAACCAAUGGAAAUUACUGCAUUACAACACCACCUUGGCCAUCAUGUUCCUUUUCCCACUUGUUCUUUUCUCUGGUGAACUUGGUGAGAUCAUGUCACAAUCAGAGUCCAUCUAUGAUAUGGGAUUCUGGAUUCUCAUGACCAUCACGGGUAUCACUGGGUUUGGUAUCAAUAUUGCCAUGUUCUUGCAGGUCAAGUACACAUCUGCACUUACCAACACCAUCUGUGGUACCGCAAAGGCUUGCGUGCAAACCAUCUUAGCUGCCAUGAUCUUCAGAAACCCCAUUUCUGAUUUGAAUGCUUUGGGUAUCAUUCUCGCACUCUUUGGCUCUGGUUACUAUGGCUGGGUCCGAUACAAGGAAAGACAAGCAAAAUGA